UCAAUAGGACACUUGGAGACUUGCACAGUGAGUAGCUUGUUACAAAGGAGAAGGAAGAAAGGAAACUGCAAAACCACCAUGGCUGGCAUUUUCAUGUUCCUCCCUGCUUGGUUUUUCUAAAUUAGAAGUUUCUUUUAUUGAUGGUUUGGAGUUCCACUUUUAUAACAGGCUUCUUUCAUUUCCAUACUGUACCGUACCAUUAAGACAUUGGAAUGCAUGGAGUGAGGGGCUGGCUCCCAAAGUGACUUUCGCGUCUGUGUUAGCAAUUCCAGCCAAGUUCCCUUUAAUGUAUAGAGCAGGCUAAGUUGAACUGGAUCUCAGAAUAACACAGAAGUAAAGCGCAGCUGCUGCUUUAAGUGGCACUGUGUGAUAAUCGGACUCGGCUGUUUACUGGGACUCAAGUGCCAGGAUCGGUGAGUGCUCAAGCAUUAUAUGAAAUCUGAAAGCAUGAGGAUAAAAGAGAUUUCUUUACGGCAAGACCCUGAUCUGCGAAAGGAAUUGGCACUGCUUGCUCGAGGAUGUGAUUUUGUUCUACCUUCCAGAUUCAAGAAAAGACUCAAAGCUUUUCAACAGGUCCAGGUUCAGUCAAAGAAAGAAGAACCUUUGACACCAUCUUUGAGCCAAACCAUUCCAACAUUUUAUUUCCCUCGAGGAUGUCCACAAGAAAAAGUGAAUAUUGAUGCUGUCAUUGCAAAAGUAGAGAAAUCUUUCUCUCAGUUUCCAAAUGAGCGAGCGUCAUUAGAAGACAUGGGGAAAGUUGCCAAGGCAUGUGAAUGCCCUCUCUAUUGGAAAGGCCCCCUAUUUUCUUGUGCUGGAGGAGAACGAACAGGAUUUGUAUCAGUUCAUAAAUUUGUUGCAAUGUGGCGAAAGAUACUACAGACUUGUCAUGAUGCUGCUGCGAAGUUUGUUCAUCUUUUAAAGAGUCCUGGAUGUAACUAUUUGGUACAAGAAGACUUCAUUCCACUUUUGCAAGAUAUAGUCAAUAGUCACCCUAGCCUUGUGUUCUUAAAAGAAGCAUCAGAAUUUCAUUCUCGGUACAUUACCACAGUAAUACAGAGGAUAUUUUAUACAGUAAAUAGGUCAUGGUCAGGAAGAAUCACUUGUAAUGAGCUUAGAAAAAGCAGCUUUUUGCAGAAUGUUGCAAUGCUAGAAGAAGAAGUAGAUAUUAACCAGCUGACAGAAUACUUUUCUUACGAGCACUUUUACGUAAUUUACUGCAAAUUUUGGGAGCUGGAUACAGACCACGACCUUUAUAUUGAUGCAAAGGAUUUAGCACGGCAUAAUGAUCACGCCAUAUCUAAUCGUAUGAUAGAGAGGAUUUUCUCAGGAGCUGUAACAAGGGGCAAGAAAGCACAAAAAGAAGGGAAAAUCAGCUAUGCGGAUUUUGUAUGGUUUUUAAUAUCUGAAGAAGAUAAAAAGACAACAACCAGCAUCGAAUACUGGUUUCGUUGCAUGGAUCUUGAUGGGGAUGGUGUACUAUCUAUGUAUGAGCUGCAGUACUUUUAUGAAGAGCAAUGUCAAAAACUGGACAAUAUGGCUAUUGAACCUCUGCCAUUUGAAGACUGUCUUUGUCAGAUGCUUGAUCUUGUGAAACCAGAGUACGAAGGUAAAAUAACUCUUUGCGACUUAAAGAAGUGUAAGAUGGCAAAUGUGUUUUUUGAUACUUUUUUCAACAUUGACAAAUACUUAGACCAUGAGCAGAAGGAUCAGUUUUCUAUAUUGCGGGGUGCUGAAAACGAAAACCAAGAAAUGUCUGAUUGGGAAAAAUAUGCUGCUGAAGAAUAUGAUAUCUUGGUAGCUGAGGAAGCAGCUAGUGACCAGUGGAAUGAUUGUUAUGAAACAGAAUUGAACCCUGGAGACCAUCAGAAGACAAAUGUACUGAAAUAUCAGAUGGAGAAAAGGCCUGUCUUUGACAUGCCUUCCCAUUUGGCUGAUGUUGACUUGGAUGAGUAUGACUAUGACGAAGACUUUGAAUAAGUUUUGCUGCCCAGUUUGAACAAAAAUGAAUAAGGACUGUCCGCAGCAGGUCUGCUGAAUCUGUGUGGAGCUUUGU
This is a messenger RNA of Euleptes europaea (tarantolino), 2053 nucleotides long. It is a transcript of the gene PPP2R3B, whose product is annotated as protein phosphatase 2 regulatory subunit B''beta. The transcript has 13 exons. Gene Ontology annotation, molecular function: protein phosphatase regulator activity; calcium ion binding. Gene Ontology annotation, biological process: protein dephosphorylation. Gene Ontology annotation, cellular component: protein phosphatase type 2A complex. Bases 433 to 1977 code for a protein of 514 amino acids. Lineage: Eukaryota; Metazoa; Chordata; Lepidosauria; Squamata; Sphaerodactylidae. The record is from RefSeq and is a predicted model, not a curated record.